AACUGUGGAGUCAAUAAAACGCCAUUAUAAGCAAAACAACAAAAGUUGUCUGCUUUACUCACUUAGCAACAGUUGUUUUACAGCAAGUCACUUUACUCUCUUUCAACUCCCCAAGUUCCAUCCCAACCCUAACCAAAAAAAACAGUAAAAAUACAUACAUAUUUGUUUUGUGCCACUCUUUAGUCUCACCAAAAGAAGAAAUUUUGUUUCUCUCUUUUCUCCAAGAACAAGAAAAAAGAAGAAGAAGUCAUGGAUUCUUUGUUAUGCAACUGUAGAGAUGAAGAAUAAGAAAAGGGAAUUAGACCCACAUUGUUAUAAGUGUUUCCAAUGGGGAAAGGAGAGGAAGAACAGCCAAUACCUAGUACUACAUUGGAUGCACAAAGUACAAACCAAAAUGCAGAGGAUAGGUGUUGUAGUAGGUUCAAAGGGUUGGUGAGUUUUAAAUGUGUAUUUGUAUUGAUGCUUGGCUUGGGAGUCUUGAUUUCUGCUGUUUUCUUGUUGCCAUUCUUCAAGAAUGGAGAUCUGGGGGAUCUGGAUCUUGACAACAAGUAUAAAGGUCAUGAUAUAGUUGCCAGUUUCAUGCUUGAGAAGCCAGUUUCGUUUGUCAAUGAUAACAUUUGGCAACUUGCAGAUGAUAUUUUUGAUGAAAUAAGUGUUUCCCAUACUAAAGUGGUAAUAAUAUCAUUAGAAAAUAUAGCUGGAACGAACAUCACAGAGGUCAUCUUUGCAGUUGACUCUGAAGUGAAAAAUGGGAGGGUCUCUCUAACUGCUCUAAGUUUAGUCUGGUCGGAAUUUGAAACUGUAAUUACUGGCCUAUCAGCUCUGCACUUGACAACACCUUUGUUUGGUGAUCCUUUUUCCUUUGAUGUGCUGAAAUUCAGUGGUGGGAUUACUGUGAGCCCCAAACAGAGUGGAUUCCCCAUGCAGCAAGUCCAGAUUCUUUUCAACUUCACCUUGAACUUUUCAAUUGAUGAAAUUCAAGAUAAUUUUCAUGAACUAAAAAGCCAGCUCAAAUCUGGAUUACAUCUUUCAUCAUCUGAGAACUUGUAUAUGAGUUUGACUAGUACAAGAGGUUCGACGGUGGAUCCUCCCACUAUUGUUCAGUGUAAAGUCCUUUGGGCAGUUGGGAUAAAUUCCUCCAGUUCAAGGUUGAAGCAGUUGGCUCAGACAAUUGGUUCUCAUUCUGAAAACCUUGGCCUCAAUAACACUAUAUUUGGAAGGGUUAAACAAGUUAGUCUGUCCUCUUUUUUGCCGCAUUCUCGAGGUGGUGAUGGUGGUAGCCCCUCACCUUCUCCAGCUCCACUACCUCACCAUCACCACCACUACCAUCACCAUAAUCAAGAUUCAAACUUUGCUCCUGCAAUAUCACCUGCUCCAAAUGUUGGGAAAGGUGAAUCUACUAGCAGGCAAGUUUCACCUAUCUCCGCACCAACGCCAGCAUCUGCAACAGUACUUCCACCUUCCCCUGCACCUACGCAGCACAAGAGACAUGAGGCCCAGCCUCCUUGUCAUUUUGGGAGAUUUCCAAGGAAGGCGAAAAGUCACUUGCAUAUGGUUCCUGCUCGAGCACCAGUCCCUGCACCUCAUAUUACUCCCUCGCCACACCAGCAAGUACAUGCUCCAACUCCUAUUCCGCAUGAAAUCACUGUUUCAAGUCCAUUGCCCAAUGUAGUAUAUGCUCAUGUUCAUCCUCCGCCAAGGAGUAAUUCUGUUGCACAGCCUCCUGACAGAUUUACGUCAGCUUCACCCUUGCCAUCUUCAUCUUCUGAAGGGAUUCUUUCAUCAAAAUUCUGGGCUUUCCCGCUGUUAUUACUUGUACUACUUCUGUAGCAGCAGGACAAUGGGGAAUUAUUUUUUCGUAACAAAACUUGCCUCCAGUAUUGUGAAAACAAGUUCCACGUCAUUCCAUCUGGGCAAAGGAACAAAACUUGAGGAGUUUGCAGAGAGAGAGAGAGAGAGAGAGAGAGAGAGAGAGAGAGCAAUGCCAAAAGGGCAUCUCUCUCACUUGAAUGAAUGUUUGUUAUUGUUGUAUUCUUGUAAAUAUUUCUAUAAAGAUUCAGUGCGGCAAUGCAUUUUUAGGUCAAAGUCACAGAGGUGACAGGCCUGUGAUGACUUGCAUUGGCACUGUUAUGUAUCAUCGCUUCUUGUGUUUGCAUAAACACAAGGAGGGAAAAACACAACCAAGAAAUGUAUAAUAAGCCUUUUUGUUCCUAAGA
Solanum dulcamara is the source of this 2216-nucleotide messenger RNA. RefSeq lists its product as uncharacterized. The record is from RefSeq and is a predicted model, not a curated record. Bases 328 to 1830 code for a protein of 500 amino acids. Lineage: Eukaryota; Viridiplantae; Streptophyta; Magnoliopsida; Solanales; Solanaceae. The transcript is spliced from 5 exons.